Messenger RNA from Lucilia cuprina (Australian sheep blowfly), 545 nucleotides. RefSeq lists its product as uncharacterized. Bases 77 to 421 code for a protein of 114 amino acids. Gene Ontology annotation, cellular component: mitochondrion. Lineage: Eukaryota; Metazoa; Arthropoda; Insecta; Diptera; Calliphoridae. The record is from RefSeq and is a predicted model, not a curated record. The transcript is spliced from 2 exons.
CACCAAAAAAAAAAACUAAACGAACUCACGAACAGUGCAGUUAAUUUGGAAGGAAUUUGUUAGACAGUCUUGCAAAAUGCCUGAUUUAUCAAAAGCUGAAAAGGAAUUUUUGCAACGCAAACAUGAGCAAACCAUGAAAUUGCGUGCUGAAUUCAUAAAACAAUCAAGCAAUCCCUUCCGUCAUGCCACAGGUGAAGGUGGUACUUUGUUCGAUGCCGGUUUGGCUCGCUUUCAGGCCAUGAGAGUGUCCAACUUUGAACACUUUAAACCGACUGGUCACGCUUUUCGCGUUGGCAUGAGUUUGGUUGUGUUACCCAUUAUUGGUUAUGCCUGGGCUUUAAAUAAGGAACGCGAGGGACGUGAACUUCAAUACCGCAAUGGUGAAGUAGCCUACAAAGAUCGUAGAUUCAAAUUCAUCUAAAUUUAUAAAUAUUUAACUGCCUCCCACUGUCGUGUCGUAAAAAGAAUAAGCAGUGAACGAAAGUGCAUUGAAAUUGUAUAGUUUAAUUCUGUUUUAAUAAUAUACUAAUAAUAGUAAACAAUAA